Molecule: messenger RNA, 534 nt
Organism: Aureobasidium subglaciale EXF-2481
Lineage: Eukaryota; Fungi; Ascomycota; Dothideomycetes; Dothideales; Saccotheciaceae
Exons: 1
Coding region: 1-534 (177 amino acids)
Source: RefSeq, a predicted model, not a curated record
AUGUCUACCGUCAUGGGCAUCGCUUCCUCGGUCUUCUUCAUGGUUUUUGACAUCUUCGUCAGACUCACAAUUUUAUUCGAUAUCUCCAUACUCUCGGUCACUACCAUGCAGUCCAACUCUAUCAUGACUGCCAUCCGCCGCACCAUUGUCAACGCCGUUGCCUUCCCCUUCCUUCUACUCGACGACGCUAUCUCUGCGCUCGGCCACCUCAGGAGUUCUGUUCGCGUCCAGAGAGCCUACCGUAUGGUCUCCAACACUUUCCGCUACGCCGCCAACGCUCUUCAUCACUCUGCCAUGACUGGCGGAUCUACGGUCAAGGACCACCCCUACUCCUCUCAAGGGCAGUCAGAAGAAUUGUGUCUGAGCUCGUCUCUGACUUUAUGGAGUAGCAGUGUGCGGAGACACGCAUUUCCCGCGAAUCUACCUGCCUCUCCACUACCACUGCUUUCUACGAUGGUGGUGGUCAAUGACACACGUAGACUUUGCAUUGUACUAGAAGAUACUGGCCGUCCAGUGUAUCACAGCAUUGAUUAG